AACUCUUUGAACCCCACGUCAAGCGCACCAGACAGAGUUACCUCUGAAAGACUUGAUACAAUCUGAAGCUUUAGCAUUUCGUGUUUUAUCUGCGACACCAGAGUCUUAACCGUGCGACUUCCUGAUUGUCUUUAUCUCACGAAAUAAAACAAUUGAUUUGGUUAGUCCAGCUCAUUGCGGAGUGCAACCCAUGACUAGAUCGAGAAAUUAAAAGCAAGGACACUCUCCUUCCUCUUUUUCAAGAAAAGGGUAACCCUCGAGGGCAAGCCAUAAGGACAAGCAGGGAGCAAUAAAGAAGCCCAUUUGCUACACGAACCACUUGGGACAGCGCCAUGCAAAUCUCGCUUUUUCUCGUGUUGAUUUCGAGUAUUCUCUUUAUGAGCACAACGGCGACACGCAGGAUAAAGGGAGGGAAAAAGUGUCGAAGCUCCAUCACAGAACGAAAGUUCCGGAAAGACCUGCUCGUCACCUGCCCUAGGGAUAGUCUUCUUACCUCUGCCAACAUUGUCGGAGUCAAUGGCGGGUGUGAGGGCAUCUCCCCCGAGUUGUACGUACAGGAGCUACUGUGCCACUGGAAACCUUCUUGCCAGAUCGUAAACAAUAAGAAACCCACCUAUUUGCUCAUGCCCAAGGGAGGUAGUCCUUCAAACCUCCCUACAAGCCAAGAAUGUUUAGCAAAGACUGCGAAGAGCUUCAAAUUGAACUUUGAAUGCACGAAAGGCACACACGUGAUGAAUAUGCCUCACCGCACCCAGACAAGGGAGACAACUGCCCGAAAGGGGCUCAUCCGUAGCCACGAGGAGCACCCAUGGUUGUACAGCCGAGCUGACCACACACUGACCCUCUUGAACCCUGACCCGGCAAGGUCUAUGAACCUGCAGUAUACGUUCCGUAGCUUUCAUCUGUGGGACAAAGACUACUUGACUGUCACCUGGAUCGAUCAGGACACUGGUGCCAUAAGUACCGAGAUCUUCAGGUCCAACUUUACUCUUAGUAAAGACCACGUCAGCAAGCUAGCCACCAAUGCUGAGAGAGUGACCUUUGCCCUUCAAACGAUUACCAGUAAUGGAGGCAGCGGCUUUGUCAUCUGCUUUGCGUGGUCACAUCCAGACGAAAACCCCAAAAACUCAGGAGCAUGUGAAGGCCUGUUCCACAAAGCCAACUGUUCUUUCAUCAGUAAGACAAGACGACAGCGCAGACAGAAGCUGAAGCAGUCGUAGAGCCCCGUCUUGGUCACGUGACAGAGAGCCUGACAAUAUUGUGCUAUGAUGAUGAACUGCGGGCAUCGAACGCUUUCGUGCAAGUACUUGUAUGUGCGUUCGACUACGUGUGUGUCUGCUACUGUACGUGUACUGAUGGAUUAGUUAAUAUUUAUGUGCAUGCGUGUAUACGUAUUCAACAGAGAAAUAACAAAUACAUUUCGGGAGGUAAAUUUUGGAGAAAUGUUGAUAUUAUAGCAACCUCACUUUUUUACUAUUUCACACUUUAUUCACAUACUUGUGUGUGUGCGUGUGUGUGUGUUAGUCCUUUAAUACUACGUCACAUUCAACUUGAAUUUAGGGAAUUUGCUAUUCAUGUGUAAGUGCUGGGGAAUGCCCAGUGAUGGACCAUACAUGUGUGAUCUGAUUUACAAAAUCGACCCAACACUGCCUCUCUGGAACUUUAACUCGUUUGUAACCUGGAGACCGCUUGUAGAAGUGUUUUAGUCAAGAAGACCUGAGAAAGGUACCUAGUCUUAGAAGCCUUGUCAUUGUACAUUAUGUCGUUUGUAAUUCUAUAAGUGCCGAUGAAAAAAAAAAUCUGUUAUUUUUAAUGCUCGGCAUCAUUUAGGCUUUUUUUAUUGUCAAUAAAAGUUCUG
This is a messenger RNA of Pomacea canaliculata, 1858 nucleotides long. RefSeq lists its product as uncharacterized. The transcript is spliced from 7 exons. Lineage: Eukaryota; Metazoa; Mollusca; Gastropoda; Architaenioglossa; Ampullariidae. The record is from RefSeq and is a predicted model, not a curated record. Bases 333 to 1220 code for a protein of 295 amino acids.